Populus nigra (black poplar) is the source of this 2709-nucleotide messenger RNA. Its product is annotated as pentatricopeptide repeat-containing protein At1g32415, mitochondrial. The transcript has a single exon. Gene Ontology annotation, molecular function: protein binding; RNA binding. Gene Ontology annotation, biological process: RNA modification. NCBI's taxonomy places the organism in Eukaryota, Viridiplantae, Streptophyta, Magnoliopsida, Malpighiales, Salicaceae. The record is from RefSeq and is a predicted model, not a curated record. The coding region runs from base 54 to 2288 and encodes 744 amino acids.
GCAAUGCGAUUUCAAAAGGAGCUGUCUGAACCGUUUCUUUGUAAAAACAGGUGAUGCCCGCCUUUUGUUUCAAAACCCUGAAGAUGUCUCUUUCAAAAAUUUCACUCAAACUUCGAAUUUUUUCACCCCAUGUUCGGUUCCUUAAGUCCCAAUCAGAAAUUUCGAAAACCCAUUACUCUAAACUCACAUUAGAUGACUCUCAACUUCUCUGCUUGCUCUCUCAACAAAAACUCCAACAAGCACGCAACCUACUUGACAAGUUUCCCGAGAGAAGCCGCCAUAGCCGAAUUGCUUACUGGACUUCCUUGCUUACAAAAUACUCAAGAAUUGGCUUCAUUGACGAAUCCAGAGUUCUUUUUGAUAUCAUGCCUGAGAGAAAUAUUGUUAGUUACAACGUGAUGUUGUCAGGGUAUUUGCAGUGCGGGAGGCUGAGUGAGGCAAGGGGGUUGUUUGAAGAGAUGCCAGAGAGGAAUGUUGUUUCAUGGACUUCGAUGCUUUGUGGGUUAGCUGAUGCAGGAAGGAUUUGUGAGGCAAGGGAAUUGUUUAAGGAGAUGCCAGAGAGGAAUGUUGUUUCGUGGAAUGCAAUGGUUGCUGGGUUGAUUAAGAAUGGGGAUUUGGAGGAAGCAAGGCGGGUUUUUGAUGAGAUUCCAGAGAAGAAUGUGAUUUCUUGGAAUGCUAUGAUAAAGGGGUUUGCAGAGAAUGGUAGAAUGGAGGAAGCCAGGGUUUUGUUUGAGGAGAUGGAGGACAGGAAUGUGAUAACCUGGACUACUAUGAUAGCAGGUUAUUGCAGGAUAGGUGAUGUUCAGGAGGCUUAUUGUUUUUUUUGUAGAAUUCCUGAGAGAAAUGUUGUUUCUUGGACAGCCAUGAUUAGUGGGUUCACUUGGAAUGGUUACUAUGGAGAAGCAUUAUUGCUUUUUCUUGAGAUGAAGAGGAGGUCCAAUAUAGCACCAAAUGGAGAGACCUUCAUUUCACUUGCUUAUGCUUGUGCUGGUAUGAGGUUUCAUCAUCUUGGCAAGCAGUUACAUGCUCAACUGAUAAUUAAUGGGUUGGAAUAUGAGGAUUAUGAUGGCAGGAUAGCCAAGAGCCUUAUUCACAUGUACUCUUUAUUUGGUGCCAUGGAUUAUGCACACUGUGUCUUUAACAAGAACUUAAAUAGUUAUGCUGUUCAGUCUUGUAAUCAUAUGAUUAAUGGUUAUACUAGGAUUGGACAAGUGGAAAAGGCUCGAAAAUUGUUUGAUACUAUACCUGUUCGGGACAACAUCACAUGGACUUCAAUGAUUGUUGGGUAUUUUGAUAUUGGAAAUGUUUCUGAGGCUUGCUAUCUAUUCGAAAACAUGCCUGAUAAGGAUUCGGUUGCAUGGACAUCAAUGAUUUCAGGGCUUGUCCAAAAUGAGCUUUUCCUUAAGGCAACCUCUUUCCUCUUGGGAAUGCUGGCUCAUGGUGUUCCACCAUUAAGUUCUACUUAUGCUAUUCUUUUUGGAGCAGCAGGUGCAAUUGCUCAUCUUGAAUUUGGGAGGCAGUUGCAUAACAUGCUGAUGAAAACACUAUCAGCCUGUGACUUGAUUCUUAGUAAUUCUCUGAUCUCAAUGUAUGCGAAAUGUGGGGAGAUACAUGAUGCAUAUAGCAUAUUCACAAACAUGAUUUAUCGAGACUUAAUUUCUUGGAAUACCAUGAUUAUGGGAUUAGCACAUCAUGCUCUGGCAAAUGAAACACUGAAAGUUUUUGAAACCAUGCUCCAAUCCGGGACUCGCCCAAAUUCAGUUACUUUUUUGGGAAUCCUGUCAGCAUGUAGCCAUGCUGGGUUAGUUAGUGAAGGAUGGAAAUUAUUUAAAGCAAUGAGAGACGUUCAUGCAAUUCAACCAGGUUUGGAGCAUUACAUUUCUAUGAUCAAUCUCUUGGGAAGAGCAGGGAAAGUAAGUGAAGCAGAAGAGCUCAUAUUGGGACUGCCUUUUGAAACAAAUCAUGCUAUCUGGGGGGCAUUGCUUGGUGUAUGUGGGGUUGCUGAGAAAAACGCUGACAUUGCUCAACAUGCUGCCAGGCGACUCCUUGAGUUGGAUCCUUUGAAUGCACCAGCUCAUGUUGCACUCUGCAACAUAUAUGCAGCCUGUGGCAAGCAUAUUGAGGAGCAAAAAUUAAGGAAGGAGAUGGGUUUGAAGGGUGUGAGGAAGGUCCCUGGAUGCAGUUGGAUAGUGCUAAAUGGAAAUGUUUGUGUCUUUCUAUCAGGAGAUGAGCUAGAUCCUGAAGCAGAUGAAAUGCUAUUAUUCUUAUCUGAGUCUGGUGAUGGAUGAUAGUAGAAGUCAUGGGAUUUUCAGAGUUCUGAUUGCAUGGACACUGCAAUUUUGCUAACUGUUCAGAUUUGAUAUGUGGCACUAUCUUGAUGAUAUCUAUGAGGUCCGAUUCAGAUAAUCCCUUGGUUGGGAAUUAUUGGAUGCAAUCUGGAGUGGCUAAACUUUUUUCUGCAACAAACUUACUUUUUCCUUCAAUGCUCUGCCAUUGUUUCCUAUAUAUAUUGAAAACUUUGAUCACUGAAGGAAACCACCUUCGUUUCCUCCACAUAUUUUUGUAUGUGUAUUCAGAGGGCAAUAUCCAUUUGUUCAUUAUAUCAUCGUACAAAUUCUUGUAAUAGCACAACACUGCUUACAACCUGAAUGUUACUUGUUGUCGUUCCAUGUAAAUAAGCCCAGUCUGGAUCUCAAACUAGUUGGACCA